GAUGCGGACCACGAUUGUUAAGCUUCGUAAUGGCCAAAACGUUGCUUCUUCUAGGGGCAAUAAUAGAAGGACAUGAGAAAAAUAAGUGUUUGUGUUUUUCUCCUUUUUCUCUGGACAAGGCUGGAUUGGGCGAACGGUCUUCUUGAUCAGGUGCCAAUAGGCGCCAUCUUUGACCGCCAUUCUGUUCAGGUACGAACAGCCUAUCGCUAUGAAGUUCACAGAUACAAACGAGCGUAUUCCCAUGCCUACCGGUUUGAACUCAACGAUAAUUGGACGGCAGUCCUUGACGUCACAGACAGUUUCGCGGUCAGCAAUGCGCUGUGCUCACAGCUGUCUCAAAACGUCAUUGCCAUAUUUGGAGUGUCCAAUGCAUCGUCCUUGGCAACAAUACAGUCCUAUAGCAAUACUUUCCAAGUCCCCUUCAUCACGUUCUCCAUGGCUCAAAACACAUCAUCGAACUCAUCCUUCCAGAUCUAUAUGCGCCCACUCUACGUCAACGCCAUCAUCGACAUUAUAGAAUAUUAUUUGUGGGCCAAAGUGUAUUAUAUAUACGAUACUGAUGAAGGUCUUAUACGUCUUCAGCAGUUGUUUCAGUCUGUAAAUACGCACGAGUACUACCUACACAUAGACGCCAAGCGGGUGUCCGGCAUCGAGAGCUGCUUCAUGAUGUUACUCGACCUGCACCAGCGGGACCAUGAGGAGGACCACCACGUCAUCCUCGACAUGGAGAUCGGCAAGGCCGAGAACAUCAUUCUCAAGAUGAUGGGUGAUCCGGAAAUAAACAAUGCAAAAUUUCAUAUAAUAUUGGUAGAGUUGGGCAUUUUAGAAAUGAACGAGACGAACUUUAAGAUCGGCGGUAUGAAUAUCACUGGCUUCCAGCUGGUGGACAUGGCUAACAAGACGGUCCGGAGGUUCCUUGACCGAUGGAGGGGCAUGGACUCUACAGACUGGAAAGGAGUAGAACAUGGCGAAUUAAAGUACGAAGCCGCAUUAGCAGUUGAUGCCGUGAAGCUAUUCACGAGAGCCUUAGGGAAAAUACUAUCCACGGAUUCGGACUUCCUCCGUAGGAAAGGUCGGCGGACCGGGUCGGGCAAGACGGUCAAGUGUACGGAUGACUCGGUUAUUGGUACCAGGCAUGGAAAAACUGUCUUGGAGGCGCUCAAAAAGACUGAGUUUGAAGGGCUGACUGGCAGAUUAGCGUUCGACAGCACUGGGAUGAGGAAAAACUACAAACUCGAUGUUUAUGAUAUAGCUAUGAACAGAGGAAUAGCAAAGAUAGGUUACUGGAACACCAAGGAGAAGCUGGUCAUACACCAGGCUCGACUGUAUCGGAACCACAACAGUCAGCUGGACAUGAACAGAACGAGGAUCGUCACCACCAUCCAGGUCGAACCUUACAUCUCUCUUAAAAGCAACGCAAAGGGCGGCGUUCCUAGGAUUUCUAACUCUGACGUGGAGGGUUUCUGUGUGGACCUCACUAGGGAGGUGGCCUAUAGAGUGGGAUUUGAAUACAGAAUACAGUUUGUGAAGGACGGAUCGUAUGGCGCCAAGCAGGACAAUGGGACAUGGAAUGGCAUGGUGGGCGAAGUCAGCAGACAUGAAGCUGACAUGGCCAUUGCCCCUUUGACCAUCACGGCAGCUCGUGAGCGGGUGCUUGACUUCACCAAGCCCUUCAUGAGUCUGGGCAUCAGCAUAAUGAUCAAGAAGCCGGAAAACCAGAAGGCCCACGUGUUCUCGUUCAUGGACCCGCUGUCCUAUGAGAUAUGGAUGUGCAUUGUGUUCGCCUACAUCGGCGUCAGCGUCGUCCUCUUCCUCGUCAGCCGGUUCAGCCCCAACGAGUGGCACAUGUGCGAGGACUCCUCCAUUACAAAUGACUUCACCAUCUCCAACAGUCUCUGGUUCUCUCUAGGGGCUAUUAUGCAGCAAGGUUGUGAUAUAUCACCGAGAUCCAUGUCCGGUCGGAUUGUUGGGAGUGUGUGGUGGUUCUUCACUCUCAUCAUCAUCUCCUCAUACACAGCCAACCUCGCCGCCUUCCUAACCGUGGAGCGCAUGCUCACACCCGUGGAAUCUGCUGAAGAUCUUGCCAAACAAACGGACAUCCAGUAUGGUGUCAUCAACUCAGGCAGUACCAAGAGUUUCUUCCAGAAUUCAAAAGUUGCCGUAUAUCACAGAAUGUGGUCUUACAUGACCUCUGCCCAACCCAGCGUGUUCGUAAACUCUUUAGAGGCGGGCAUACAGAGAGUGAGAAAUUCUAAUGGAAAAUAUGCGUUUUUAAUAGAAUCUGUGACGAACGAUUACUAUAAUGCAAGAUACCCGUGUGAUACCAUGAAGGUUGGAAAUAAUCUCAAUUCUAAUGGAUUUGGUAUAGCAACUCCAAUUGGAUCAGAGUUGAAAGAUAAAUUAAAUUUUGCCGUGCUAGAACUACGAGAGUCUGGAAUAUUAGCUCAAUGGCGAAAACACUACUGGUUUGACAAAGGAGAAUGUCCCAAACAAGCUUCAUCCAAGGAAGGUGGUCAGAAUGCUCUCACUCUGCAAAAUGUUGCUGGAAUCUUCUUCAUUUUGAUUGGUGGAUUAGUGUUGGCGCUGAUCACUGCGUGUCUUGAAUUCUUUUACAAGUCAAGAGUUGACGCCAAGAGAUACAAGAAAACCUUUGGAUCCACACUUCGAUCAAAAGCUCGGCUAUCAUUCAGAGGUCAUUUGGAUAAAAAUGAAGCCGCUACAACAUGUCCCAGGAGAAUUGGCGUUAAUACAUAUACUUACACAGGUCCAACACCGAUGGUCGGAGUAGACACAUACCCAGACAGUAACACACACACUGAAGUUUGACACCAGUCAAAGCCGACACUAGAGGCAGUGGGAAUUAGCCAAACGAAUACCGAACUCUGACACGGAAACGUUGACACGAGAUCCAAUGGGGAAUAGUAAUACAAAUACUGACAACUGGCAGACACCAAAGCUGACGUUGAUUCAUUGAAACAUAGAACUAGAUAUUCCAGAAAUUCGACACAAAUAAAGGCUGACAAAGUUAGAAGCUGGAAUUAGGUGGAAGGUGGUAGCUUUGCACAAUGCAAAUGUUAAUGAGCUAAAUCGUUACAUUAAAUCGAGUAAGAACAACAUAGAAAGCGAAAUCUGCAGAAGCAAGAGAUGGUAGUGGAUUGAGAAGAAAACGAUAAACACAUGGCAUCUGACAGACAAUCGCAUCGAGUGGACGGGAGUAGAACUUGACACUGAAGUUAUAUGCUGAUUUCUGUUAAUCACGCUGGAAUUAACAGACGGUUGAUGAGUAUAAAACACCAAGGCAAAGUACUGAAGAGGCACCUGCGCUGAGGACAAAUUUAGAGGAAUGUAUUACUUGAACAACGAAUCUUUUAAGAAGGAAAUGGAACAGAAUGGUCAAUAUAACGGUUUUCAUACAUGUAGAUAAAACUAAAUAGAACCAGAACAUAACAUAACAUCAUUCAUGAAAUAAAAAAAAACCUGUUGUUGAACUAUUAUUACAAUGUCAAUUGUGGACACAUUGCUCACAUGCAUUUGUUUGACCAGCAUCACACAUGACUGAAGGCAGUCGUAAGUGAUUAUCACAGACCUGACAUCACUCUGUUUAAUAAAACUCGAGCAAAUUCGCAACUAUCAACCAUGUACAAAGGAGUACUCUUGUGUACCACAACCCCCCCCCCCCCCCUCCUAAAAUGUAAUUCACUAAUGUUAAUACUGCAACCGAUAUUUUUUUAACAUUUAUUGUCGUUUAAAAAUAAUAUUACGCUAGCAUUAACACCCCCAUCAUCAUAAGGUUUGUACGCUCGUGAAAAUGCCAACAAUUGUGAACGACAGAAUUUUCCAAAUAUAUAUGAUGUUGCAAGAACGUUACUAGGUUUUAACAGUUAUUGACACUGCAGUUUUUAAAUUACCUAUAGCUAAGGGGUUGAUGCCUUCAACAAUUAAGUUUGCUAUAAAUGCACAUAAAAGAGACUAUGUUCUAUUAAGAUUCUGGCUAAUACGAUGCUAUACUAAUGCAUUUAAAUCUACCGGUACGGUCAACCAGUACCGACAUAUUCCAUUGUCCAGCACCAGCAUCUGGAUGAUGUUCAUUACACUUUGAUGAAAAAGAAUUUGUGCUUUUAAAUGUAUGUCUAUUAAUGUUCUAUAACUGCACCUUGAACAACAAUGAGCCAAGCUUCAUUGCAUUCUUUUGCAUUUUUGAUAAUCUCUGCACUAAAUAUACAUAUAAUGUAAGCAAUGAAAGAUAACGUUUUAAUUAUUAUUGUUAUUCGUAACGAUCACAUCACUGGCGUUUUCUACAAAGGUAUUAUGGAAAUAAUGAUCUCCCACCAUAACUCAGAGUAUUAAUCAGGUCCAUGUUUUUCACACACGCGCACGCAACCACUCGCUCUUAUAAACUAUUUAUAUCUUCACUCGAGUCGACAAUAUGAUAAGAUAAUAUUGUUAUGUACUAUUUAAGUAGCUAUUUAAAAAUGCCACCUUCAGAUCGCGUGUUUAUUAAGCGUUAAGUCAUGACUCAAGACUUUAAUUAUACGCUAUUUGUAUGGCCAAGACGUUAUUAACGUUUUGAGACUAGACUUUAGUUUUAUAAGCACAGAUCGAGCAACACCAUUUGGAUGAUGCUUAUUUCAAUAUGUUUAAGGAAACAUUGUUAGUGAUUGAAAUGCCUGUGCAUUUUUUUAGUGUAAUUCUUCUCAGUGAUGUAAAUUAUGAUCUUGGUAUAUUAUUGUACCACUUGAUUCUGUGAUGUACAUAUAUCAUAAAACCAUUAACAUAGACAGUGUAUAAUAAAUAAUAGUAUAUUAUGUUGACUCUUUGGAUCGUAUGUUAUGCAGGUUUUAUGGAUUGAAUAAAUAUAUGUUUCUUUUGCAGAAUCUCAUGUUACUGUAAGCAGUUUAGUUUGUACGUAAAUGAUAACAAUGUAGGUGAUUGUGUCACGUCGCUGCUAUUAAUGUUAUCUCCUUGUACUAUAUUGAGAUUUCUGUUUGAAUGGAUGACUGAGUUAAAUUUCAAAUAAUUAAAUAUACUUUACGGUAAAUCGAUGCUCCGAAUGGUGCUUUUUGAAAUAUCAAUUGACCAAAACAGAUGAGAUAAUUGAUAAUCUCCUGUUCGCCAAAUAGCAAAACAGCUCGUUCAAAAAUUGCGUGUACUUUUAGAUAUAUCAUCAUGUUAAAUGUUUGGAUAAAUAAAACUUUGAUAUGGCUACAGACGUUUUGAUGCAAUUCGCCUAAUUUCUAGUACUUUUGUUUCCAACUAAAAGAUUCCAACUUAGCUCUUGGGGAUGUCCGUAUUUAAUAUUAGAUGACGUCACUGUUUGAUUACGUGAUUUCACUGUUAUAUAUCCACACCUCUGUAUUUCUACGUUUUCAUUCAUCAGCUUUACGUUUUUGUCAACGAUAUUGUUUAAUCGUGAUUUCAUGAAACAUUUUUCUACCAUAUGAUAUAUCAGACUAUUUCAUAAAGCAGCAACAACAUUGUAUGCACCUGCAAAUUGGUGAUUUUAUUCCAUAUAGAUGUGAGUGUAUGUGUCUUGUGUUUGUAGUUUAUCUACUAGCUGGAGGCCAGUAUGCAUUUAACUGCUCAUCGGUACCCAAACCUGAAACAGAGCACGGCGUUUAGUAAAUGUAAACUUAAACGCCGUUUAUGGAUGUGCAGGAUUUGUUAUUUCUCAAAGUACAUGUACGUUUAAUGUACAAACCAGUUAUCUAGCUAGACUUAGUGUAAUAUACAAUAUAUGUACUACACAAAUCACAAAAUGAUUUCGAUCAUCAUCACUGUAAAUAUUAUUUAAUAACACUGAAUCUCGUAUUCACAAUAUAAAUAUUGUUAACAAAACUUGUUUGUCAGUUUCUCACUAGAUUGGUUUUAGUACAGCCUGAUACAAAUAUAACUGUUCACCACGUCAUUAUACUGAUUCUUCUAACAACGUUUUAUUAAUAAUAAUGUUUCUACAUACAGAAUAUGAAUGAACCUAAUUUAAUCUGUAUCUUAUUUGGAUUGGU
Gigantopelta aegis is the source of this 6002-nucleotide messenger RNA. Its product is annotated as glutamate receptor-like. Lineage: Eukaryota; Metazoa; Mollusca; Gastropoda; Neomphalida; Peltospiridae. The record is from RefSeq and is a predicted model, not a curated record. The coding region runs from base 73 to 2826 and encodes 917 amino acids. Gene Ontology annotation, molecular function: transmitter-gated monoatomic ion channel activity involved in regulation of postsynaptic membrane potential; glutamate-gated receptor activity. Gene Ontology annotation, biological process: synaptic transmission, glutamatergic; monoatomic ion transport; modulation of chemical synaptic transmission. The transcript has 17 exons. Gene Ontology annotation, cellular component: plasma membrane; postsynaptic membrane.